Messenger RNA from Saccharomyces cerevisiae S288C, 1509 nucleotides. RefSeq names its product rRNA-processing protein LAS1 (gene LAS1). Gene Ontology annotation, biological process: rRNA processing. The record is from RefSeq and is marked reviewed. The transcript has a single exon. Gene Ontology annotation, molecular function: endonuclease activity. Bases 1 to 1509 code for a protein of 502 amino acids. Gene Ontology annotation, cellular component: nucleus; mitochondrion; Las1 complex. NCBI's taxonomy places the organism in Eukaryota, Fungi, Ascomycota, Saccharomycetes, Saccharomycetales, Saccharomycetaceae.
AUGAUACCACCACGAAUCGUUCCAUGGAGGGAUUUUGCUGAACUAGAGGAGCUGAAACUUUGGUUUUACCCGAAAAGCAAAGGAACCAUUGAAGAUAAGCGACAGCGUGCAGUGCAAAGAGUACAGAGCUACCGACUAAAGGGUUCCCAAUAUUUACCUCACGUGGUGGACUCUACAGCACAAAUAACAUGUGCGGUAUUGCUAGACGAAAAGGAAGCGUGUUUAGGAGUACAUCAGGAUUCUAUUCCUAUCCGGUUAUCGUAUGUAAUGGCUUUGAUUCGGUUUGUCAAUGGCUUAUUGGAUCCAACGCAACAAUCUCAGUUCGCUAUUCCCUUACACACAUUAGCUGCUAAAAUUGGACUGCCGUCCUGGUUUGUUGAUUUGAGACACUGGGGUACACAUGAGAGAGAUUUACCUGGAUUAGAAAUGCUUCGUUGGGCCGCCAAUGAAGCGUUAUCUUGGCUAUAUGAUCACUACUGGAACGAUGAGGAAUUAGAAGAUGACAGGGAUGAUGAUGACGAUGAUGAUGAUACCGGUUACGGAUACAGAAGAAAUGAUAAACUGGAGAAAUAUAUGGAGUCAUUAACUAAAACACUUGAUAAAUGGAAGCGACUUAGAAACGAGUUUCUGGAAUACAAAUGGGUGUGGGAGAAUGCAAACGAUAGUUUAAUUACAAGUAGUAACUUUUCUGGGGAUAAUUUGGUGAACUAUGAUGCCGAAAAGAGGAAAAGUUCACACGCAAGUUCAUCAGAAACUAUGAUCAGGGAAAAUUUGCGUCAAUGGCAAGAACUUUGGAAAUUAUCCAUUUAUCACAAUGUGGUUCUUGAGAAAUUUUUUAACAAUUAUGACCCACUUUUACUCAAAGUUUUAAUGCUUAAUUUGAACAAUUUUGAUUGGAAGGUCAUUGAGUGGGUAGCUAGGAAUUACAGAACCCAACAAGAUGAUAGUAAUAUAACGACAAUUUUAAAAAGGAAAUUCAAUGCCUGGAAAGAACUACAAAAAAGGCUGUUAGAUGUUAUUAUAAAUAACCUUAACAAUAAAAAUUUUAAAAAUAAAUGGCAAAAUUGGGAGAAACUUAUUGAUGAAAAUGCGUCAUACUUGAUAUUGUAUUUUUGCCAAUCUAUGCUGGCCAAACUAGAGACUGAAAAAAUUACUGGUAACUCAUGGAGAAACAAAAAACGGAGAAAACAAAUUGAUAGCACAGUGGAAAUCGAGGCAAAACUGAAGGAAAACAUAGACAAUUUAUCAUUAAGGUUUAAUGAAGGUGAAAUAAAGCUGUAUGAUUUUAUUCCUGCGGAAAAAGAUUCCGUUCCAUUGAAGAAGGAAGUGAGUCCGGCAUUAAAGGCUGAUACCAAUGAUAUACUAGGCGAUUUGGCGUCUUUGAAACAGAGAAUGAGCAGUUUCGGAACAGUAGGUAAAAAAAAUAAACAAGAGGAGAACAGAGCUACACCAGUAAAAAAUUGGUCAAGGGUUCAAAAUUGGAAACCCAAACCCUUUGGUGUCCUGUAA